UGCUGUGACGUUUUAUCGCCCCGCCCUCGCGACAUUUCCGGGUUGUCGUGACUCAGCGUGUUGGCCCCUCCCCCACCGGGCGGUGUCCCCGAGGUGUCCCCAACAUGGAGGGGAGCGAGGAGCAGCGGUUCCGGCGCGACGUGAAGGUGCUGGAGGGUCUGGUGGCUGUGGUGGCCGUCCUGGGCCAGCUGGUGGCCGUGGUGACCACGCCGCCCCCGGCCCCGAGGGAACGCCUCCGGCAGCUCCUCAGCGCCAGUGCCGGCGAUGUCACCUCGCUUUACGAUGUUACCUCCCUCACCUCCCUCUAUGAUGUCCUCUCCCUCCAUGAUGACACCUCUCACCGCGCUGUCACCUCCCUGCGCGGGGCCCUGAGGAGAUUCCUCUGGCAGCUCCGCGCCGCCCUGCGCCACCGCGCCGUCACCUCCUCGGAGAACCGCGGCGAUGUCACCUCCCACUACGAUGUCACCUCCCUGCGCCAGGCCCUGGCCGCCCUCCAGGCCGACCCAGAGGCCCCCUGGACCCGCGCCGGUGUGAGGGACGAGCUCAGGGCCUGGCGGGACGCGGUGACGGCGCUGGAGGCCGCGUGGUCCCGGCUGGCUGGGGAGGCCACCAGGCUCCACGUCACCUUGGGGAGGGCGACUGGGUUGUGGGAGGACACGGCCAUGAAGCUGCUGAGGAAGAUGAUGGCCGCGUGUGGCAGGGCCAGCGCGUUCCCCCGGCAGCUGCAGCGCCAGCUCGGGGACGUCGAGGCCACCCUGAGCAGGAGCAGGGAGGUGACCCCCGCUGUCCUCCAGGACUUGGUGGCUGCGGUGACCAAGGUCGAGAAACUGUGGGAGGCCAGCGCCCGCCUGGCCACGCAGCACCUGCUGGUGGCACUUUGGGACAUCCACGGCCUCUUCUCGAGCGACCGAGACAGCCGCGGCAGCCACGUGGUGGCCGAGCGGUGCCAAAGAGCCACCGAGGACAUCCCGAGGCUGCUGGGGGGACAGCAAGGUCCUGACAGCGAGGCGGCGGCGCCGUCGGGGUCACAGAGCCUCUCUGCCCGCGGGUGGAGUUGGAGACAAAUCUGGAGAAUUUUCUGGGAAUUUUGAUGGAUCCCAGUGGAAAUUUUUGGGCUGGGGACGCUCUGGAGAUGCUUGUGGGGGGCUGAAUGAGCCCCCCUUGGUGUCUUGCAGGAAGGACAGCGGAGCCAAGUGUGAUUUGGGGGGCCAAGGGGGGAUCCCUGUCCCGGGGGGGCGCCAGGACCCCCCAAAAUCCGCACCCUCACCCCCCUCAGUGGAGCUGGGGCCUGGAGAGGCUCCCGGAGCAGAGGCUGGGCAGAGUGAAAUGGACAAAAGAGGGAUUGUUUGAAACGGUUCAGAGGAUUCCUCUGGGGCAGCACAAGAGCCCGGCCAGGGCUACACCCAGGAUGGACCCAAUAUGAACCGAAACAGGACCCAGGAUGGACCAGAAAUGGACUGAAAAUGGACCCAGGAUAGACCAGAAAUAGACCCAAGAUGGAGCCAGGGUGGACCAGAAAUGGACCCAGGAUGGACCCAAAAUAGGCCCACGAUGGACCCAAAAUGAGCCAAAAAUGGACCCAGAAUAGAGCCAAAAUGAAACCAGAAUGCACCCAGAAUGGACCCAAACUUGUCCCAAACUUGUCCCAAAAUGGAGCCUAGAUAUACCCAAAAUGGAUUACAAUGGACCCAAAAUGCACCCAAAAUAGAUCCAGAGAGGAUCCAAAAUGGUCCCAGGAUGGACGCAAAAUGGACCCAGAAUGGACCCAAGAUGGACAGAAGAUGGAUCCAGGAUGGACCCAGGCUGGACCCAGGCUGGACCCCGGCCCCGAGUUCCACCCUUUUGUGAGUUUUGACCCAUUCCCAUCCUGGGUCAGUUCUCCAAUGGCAGCUCCAGGAUGUGAGGCCUCACGGCAGCAGGGUGGGGACACCUGGCCGGUGUCAUGGGUUAACACAGUUUGGAUUUAAUUGAGGUAAAAUAACGAAUAUUGCCCUGUCAGGACCUUGGGUUUAUUUAGACAGGACCUGUCAGGGGCCGGCUCUCGGCUAUUGGCACGGGGUUUGACCGCUGAUUAAAGGAAACGUGACUUUUGGUAAAUGUAUAAAAUACAAAUGUAUUAAAAAAAAAAAAAUCUGAGACUUUGGUGGAGCUGCCUCUCCUUCCUCCAGGCGAGCCACCAGGUAAAUUAUGUAUAUUUUAAAUUCUAUAUAUUUUACAUUAUAUAUGUUUUUAAAUGUAUAUAUUUUAAAUUAUAUAUAUUGUUUAAAUUAUAUAUUUACACUAUUACAAAUUUUACCUCAGCACACAGAGAGAAGGCCAAAGUUAAUGACUGAGACAUUUCUUGCGAGCAUUUCUCAUUUCUCAAUGUUCUUAAAAUUCCCCAAGUUUUUCAUACCAAAAACCAAAUUUUACCCAAUUUCCCACACGCUAUAAUGAUCUUCAGGCUGUGUGUGAGAAAGUGAACCCUCGCUGGGGGGAGUGCUUUGAAAGCUUUCAUUGUAAUUGAUGUAUAAUUUAAAUUUCAUUUAUAUUUCAUUUCAUUUAUGUUUUUUGUUCCCUCUUUAUUUUUAGUGCAUGUAAAUACAGGAUCUUUUUUUAUGUCUAAGCUGGGCCUGCUUUGCCUUUUUCUCCUAAUCCCAUCUCACAGCAAAGAAAUGUUUAGAGUAGAGUAAAUUACCAAGUUGAAUUCGGGGAAGGUGAAACUGCUGCACUUUUAUAACAAACUUUAAUAUUGUAACUCUUAAACUCAUUUUUAUAUUGCAAUUGUUAUAAUUUUUAUAUUCUAACUCUCAUAACUAACUUAUAUUGUAACUCUUAUAAGUCAUUUUUAUAUUGUCAUUGUUAUAAUUUUUAUAUUCUGCCUCUCAUAACUAACUUAUAUUGUAACUCUUAUAACUAACUUUUAUAUUGUAAUUUUUAUAGCUAACUUUUGUAGCUCUUGUAACUAACUUUUAUAAUGUAACUAUUAUAACUUUUAUAUUGUAAUCUUAUAACUUUCAUAUUGCAAUUUUUUAUAACUAACUUUUAUAUUAUAACUAUUAUAACUUAUAUUGUAACGGUUAUAACUUUUAUAUUGUGACUAUAAGAACUAACUUUUAUAUUUAAACUAUUAUAACUUAUAAUUGUUAUAA
This is a messenger RNA of Prinia subflava (tawny-flanked prinia), 3131 nucleotides long. RefSeq lists its product as uncharacterized. The transcript is spliced from 2 exons. NCBI's taxonomy places the organism in Eukaryota, Metazoa, Chordata, Aves, Passeriformes, Cisticolidae. The record is from RefSeq and is a predicted model, not a curated record. The coding region runs from base 105 to 1091 and encodes 328 amino acids.